AUGAGCCGCGUUGGGCCCCGGGCGUGUACGGACAGCGUACGCCUCGCCGGGCCAGUGCUCCCGACGCUCGUCGUGACCACGCGCCAGCGCCUUGUCGUGGGCGCGAGUCUUGUUUACGUCGCUGCGUCACUCGCCGCCGGCGUCCGGUACCUGCAGUUGCUGCAACCCAGCUUCGCCAACGACCUCUGGUGGGCCGGCUACAACGUCUCGGGCCACCAAGCCUUCCUCAUCGACCUCGUCAACCAGUUCCUCGUGACACAAUCCAAUGGCGCGCUGGAUAUCCUCGCGUCAUCGUCGGUUGUGGCCAAGACGUACACCAGUGUCGAGUCCAACACGAGCAUCUACCCCUCGUACAUACGACGCAUGCUCCUCGGCGAACUCACGUCCAUCGAGUACGCUGUGCCGCAUCUCCGGAAGCUCAGCACCUACUGGUGCAUGCGCAUGAACGUGCAGCACUGCUGGGUUGACUUUAACAAAACGUUCGAGAUGGCCCACACGCUUCUUCGGCAAGAACGCUGUGAGCGCAACUAUCGAGCCAACGCUGCCGUGUACCUCGAAGCGAUCCUGCGCAACCAGCCAUGGGACGCGUACCUGGCGCUCUGGGGAGGCAAUGGGCUUCGCUUCAACAUGGCGACGGCGGCCAACACAACGUCGGUGGCCGACGAGCUCGCCUACUGGCGGUCACACAAGUUUUCUCGCUUUGAGCUGCAGUGGCAGAGGAUGCAGCAGAGCUACACCCUGAAAGCACUCGACCAAGUCACGGGUCCAUGGUCGUCCCAAAGUCUUUUCUGGAUGCCGCUCAACGAUCUGUACUGCGGCAUGAUCAUGAACCGUAGCUUUGUCCGAGGUACGAGUCGACACUUUGGUGCCAACAUCAGCGCCUCGUUGCCAAGCAUCAGCCUCGUGGCAUGGCAAGGCAUUGUCGUGCGUCCCGGGAUCACCAAGUCCUUUUACGAGACGAUCGGGCCGUACAUAUCGAUUGAUUGCAUGUACAUUGCACCGCCGCCUGCUCUUCUUUCAGCUCUCGACUUCUUUCAAAAGAUGCUGCGAACGGGGCUCGAAGCGCCGACCAACGAGACAGUUCGCUACACCAAGCAACUGCGCGACGUCAGCGUCCACCCGUGGCCACGGAGAUGGCGCAACCUUACAUUUCAUGGCGGCGACCCAUCCUGCACGUCGUCGACACCCUCGUCGUUUGUGCAAGAUCAAUUCGGGUUCUUCAACGACUGCACCCGUGUCGCGCGCUUCAAUCUUGCAUUGACUACGGCGCAUCUCAUGUGGGCGGCGUGGGUUACAGCGCGGCCUCCGCCAUCCUCCAUCUGUGCGUAUACGACGGCUUCGCAUUGCGCCACGUCCAUGGCGGCUGCCACGUCACUGCAAGCGAACCUCCCACCGAUACCCACCGCUUUGCUAUCGGCCAUACUUGCAGCGAUUGAUGCAGACACUCCACGUAUCAUGCAGUUUGCAUCAUCUGCCAACGGUACUAUGCAGCUCCUUACGCAGGCCCUUCUACCUCGAUCCGAGGACGAUGACGAUGACGAUGAUGCAUGGACCUUCUUUGGGUGGUGCUUCCUCUAUGACUGGGCGACUGGGGCGCGCGAAGUGGUCUCGUUCCGAGGCGAUGUGUCGUCCAUGACGCUUCUCUCGUCCGCGUACGAGAGCCAGGCAUAUGUAACUAGCGACGCGAGGCUUCAAGUCGCAACGAGCCAUCUCUAUUUUGUCGUGCUGGCCUCGUCCUCCGUCUUGGUGCUGCUCGGUUUUCUCUUGCUCGUGUAUGCGAUCCACUGCGGUCUUCGCCUCCAGAGUGGCAACGUCUUGAUGUUCAACCGGCUCGUCGGUGGCGUCUGGCUAGGCCGCGCGCUCAUGGCGUUUCGCGGCCUCACUGCACUCGUGCUCCAAAGCGCAUCGCAGCUGUCGCUACGCCGUCGCGACAGCCAUUCGUUCUUGGUGCUAUCACCGCGCUCCUGGCUCGACACGGCCAUCGUGGCCAGCGAAGCCACGUGGCUGAGCUACAGUCUGCACGAGUUCCUUCUCAUCGGCUGGCCGAACGCGGUCGCCGCGUACGGACCAUCCGCGAGCUAUGUGCUGUGGGUCGUUCUGUGUGCGAUCGAUGUCGCCGUGCCCGUUUUGCCGACGGCCGCAAUACAGCGAACGUGCGUGGGCAACGACAUGGACUACGGCCUUGUGUGCUCGGCUGGCAGCUUACGCGUUGGCAGCCUCGAGCGAUUUCUGCUCCUCCUCGCCCUCGAGCUCCUUGCGGCCAUUCUACCGGUGGUUCUAGGUCGACGGCGGCGGCGGCAAGCAUCGGCGGCGCAUCAAAGCCUCCUUCUCCCGGCGGUGGGUCAAGCCUUCUUGGUCCCGCUCUCGACUCACGACGCGACCAUCGCUGUUGAUAAAGCGAGUUGCGUGCUCCUCGGGCUGCUUCCGUUUCGCUGGUUUGGCGAGCGCUACGUGUUUGCGCUGCGCUCGUGGACACUCUUGCGCGACACGACGUCGAUCGGCCCAGCCGUACUGCUUGAAGGCCACGUACCAGACGCAGGUUCGACACGAAUGGUGGUCGCCGAGGACACGCCCGAGCCGACACGACUUCUGUACCGCGCUCGGCGGGUUGUCGCUGCCUUUGGGUUUCUCUACGUGGUCUCUUCGAUAGUAAGCUCGGUCUCGUUCCUGGAAGUCUCUCGCGUCAACUUGUCCAACGAUUUUUUCUGGCCCAACUUCAACGUCACCGGGCACCAUGCGUUUUUUGCCAACUGGCUCAACGAGCAGCUUGUGCUCCUCUUGAACAACCAGAACAUUGUUCUUGACGAUGCUAGUAUCAACCUCUUCAAGUCGUUUGCGACACCGACAGCGUAUGUGUCGACCGUCCACAACUAUGGUGCGUGGCUCCAGCACAAUGAGCUGAGUUCAAUCGAAGCAUCGAUUGCGGGCCUUCGCGUCUCGGAUGCAUGCAACGCGCCCUGGAUCUUUACACCGUACUGCUACCUCGACUGGAAGAAAACGUGGCCCAUGGCGUACUCGCACCAGCGCCAAAUGCGAUGUCAGAAGAUGGAGUCGAACGCUGCCGUGUACCUCGAGUCGGUGCUGCGCAACAUUGACUGGGCGACCUUUGAGUUUUGUUGGGGCAAUGCCUUUGAGACAGCAUUUGGUUUGGAUCUGCGGCAAUCGUCCGAAGGUGUGGAAUGGCUGCAUGCCGUAUCCACCGAGCGACUCUCACUACACGACGAAAUCACGCUGUGGGGUCAGCACAAUCUAUCAACCUUUCAAGUGCAGUGGCAAAACUACAAGCGCAUCGGCGCCAUCAACAGCUACGCGAUCGUCAACGCCUUUGGUAUUUCGUACCCCAUGACGCUCCUUCGCAUUGACGGCGGCUUUCGCAUCCAUCGGUCGACGUCGUACAAAAUGUACUGGUCGCUCGCCAACGAUUUGGACGCGAUCACGACCAAUGCCAGCCGCAUCGGCGGUAGAAGCCUUCUACGCACCAGCGCGCGCUUUGCCUUUCAAAACAGCUCGCUGCAAUCCGUGCUGAGCGACGCCAAGGUCCUGAACGUACCCCUGAGCGCCGGCCUCACGCUUCUGACGCAAGAGCUUGGACCAUUUGGGAUGAUCGAUAUGGUGUACGUGCCCGUGCCGGCGCUCGUCAGCGCGGCGAUCCGGGCGAUUCUGCAUGCCACGCGUGUCGUCAUUGCCAUGAAGGCGACCGCGCAAACCGACUUGCUCGACAUUGCGACCCUCAGUGCCUCGUACCCGAUCCCGCGCGUGUGGGGCGGUCCCAACUACGCUUCGUACGGCGGCUCGCCGCUCUGCGCCGAGUACUCCAACAGCCAACCGGUUGGCACGGCGGGCUUUUCAAGUCUUCCGUCGUUCGACUUGCCGUGCUCGUCGUCGUCGUCGGCCAUCGCCCGCAUCAUCCCGACGCGGCAGCACUACAUCACCUCGGCCGUGCUAUCCGGGGUAGGGUUCAAGAACGCGUCGCAGGUCGACGUGCCACGGCUUUGUGUCUACGAUGCCAACAACAAAGCUGCCUGUUCCGUGUACCUCAACAAAACCCGCACCUUUCUGCAACGGUACUUGACGUCCUUGGACGCCUCGGCGAUAGAAAUCGGAUCCGUGCACGCCUCUCUACUAGCGCUCGACAUUCAUUUCAUGCUGUACGCGCGUUUCAACAAGACGUCGCCUCUGACGCUCCUGCGUACACCGGUACUGGACUCGCAAGAUGCCGACUUUUGGUUUUUUGGCUACAUGUACCUCUACGACUGGGUUCUUGGCUAUCGAGAAGUGCUCUCCUUUCAAGGGGAUGCCGGACGGCUGACCUUGCUCUCGGACCUCCAGCCAGCCUUGCUCCAGCAGGUGCCGACGGACUUGGUGACGACCAACGCCGCCGUCUACUGCCGCCUUGCCGUCACGUAUGUCACGUGCGUCAUGCUUCUUGUCGCGACGCUAGCGAGUGGCUACCUCGUCCGCGCCAGGAACCGCGUCGAGGGCUUAAACAUGUUUGAGCUCUGCCGCGUCGGUGGUAUUGUCUGGGUCGGCCGACCGCUGCUGCUCCUUCGGAGUCUCACGGCAGUCGCCCUCCUCUCGACAGCGUCCAUCGACCUUGUCCGCGUCGGAGCGCUCUCCAUGUUUUACACCGUGGCCACGCCUUGGUACAAGGUCGCGUUGGCCGCCACCGAAGUCACGUGGCUCUCCGCGAUCGUGACGGAUAUUGGCUUGGUCGUGACGCAGACGUAUGCGAGCUACUACGUCACCCUCAACUCGACGCUCGUGUGGAUCUCGGUGGCGAUGCUAACCCUCGUCGCACCCGUCACGGCGCAAAUGACUUUGGCGCGGCAGUGCACGAUUGCCGACAUGGACUUUAAAGUGCGCUGCGAAAGCGGCGCCUUGGGCAUUGGAUCCGCGUCUCGGUUCCUCCAGCUCGUCCUACUGGUCGUUGUAUGGAAUGCAGUGAGUUUUCUCGCGGUGCGGCGGAUGGUGGGGCCGCCGCCGCUGCUCACCGUGCGCUCGCACCUCUUGUCGGCCAAUGCGAGGUAUCUGUACAACCACACGGCGCGAACGCUUGGCGACGUCUACUACUUGGACCGUGCGUCGGCGGCCAUCGAUGGCAUCCUCACGUUUCGCCGCAACGACGCGCUGCUUGCCCUCGACCUGAAGCUCUGGCGCGUCUUUAUGACACCCAUUGCAAAGACCCUUCCAGUUGGCCCUUGCUCCGACUUUGUGGAUGCCUACCCCAUCACCUACUAGACGAUGAUUCGUUGCAGUACUUGAACAAAUAGUAGAGAAUAGAAGAG
Messenger RNA from Saprolegnia parasitica CBS 223.65, 5285 nucleotides. RefSeq lists its product as hypothetical. The transcript has 3 exons. Lineage: Eukaryota; Oomycota; Saprolegniomycetes; Saprolegniales; Saprolegniaceae. Bases 1 to 5238 code for a protein of 1745 amino acids. The record is from RefSeq and is a predicted model, not a curated record.